Molecule: messenger RNA, 483 nt
Organism: Trematomus bernacchii (emerald rockcod)
Lineage: Eukaryota; Metazoa; Chordata; Actinopteri; Perciformes; Nototheniidae
Gene: dusp28
Product: dual specificity phosphatase 28
Exons: 4
Coding region: 1-483 (160 amino acids)
Biological process (GO): protein dephosphorylation
Cellular component (GO): cytoplasm
Molecular function (GO): MAP kinase tyrosine/serine/threonine phosphatase activity
Source: RefSeq, a predicted model, not a curated record
AUGCUGCAGCUGUGUCAGGUGACCCGCUCUCUCUUCAUCAGUAACUGUCGCUCCGCCUGCAGCGAGGAACUCCUGCAGCGCGAGAACAUCACGCUCGUUAUCAACGUCUCCAAGAAGCAGCCGUUCCCCCGUGUCCCCGAUGUCACCAGGCUGAGGAUCCCUGUGUACGACGACCCGAACGAGGACCUGCUCUCUCACUUCGACCGCAGCGCAGACUCCAUCCAGCAGGAGGCGCUGCGGGGGGGGCGGAGCCUCGUUUACUGCAAGAACGGACGCAGCCGCUCGGCCACCGUCUGCAUCGCUUACCUGAUGAAGCACCGAGAGAUGAAGCUGUUCGAGGCUAAACUGAAAGUGAAGACGGCUCGUUACGAGAUCGAUCCGAACCCCGGCUUCCUGUCUCAGCUGCAGAGAUACGAGCAGGUGCUGAAAAAGAGACGAACUGUAAUCUCAGAGAGUUUCCACAUUUCCCCCCCUAAUUUAUGA